Molecule: messenger RNA, 8289 nt
Organism: Pedinophyceae sp. YPF-701
Lineage: Eukaryota; Viridiplantae; Chlorophyta; Pedinophyceae
Source: the annotation of a GenBank genome assembly
AUGACGAGGAUCGGCGUACAAGUGGAGAACAUCCGUGAAGGUCUGGACGCGGAAGUUCCUACAGGUCCAGACGAGGCCAUGCAAGUCCAUUCCUCUAUCGACGUUUCGGAGGUGGCGCUCACGCUGCACACCACGCAGCUUGUCGACAUGCAGAGAUUUGCACGCAAGUGCGAGUUGAUACCAUAUCGUGUCAAAUACGGCCGAUUUCGACCUCAAGGAUGGCGCCCGUCCAAAGCUGCACGUGCGGGGCAAACACAAGGGUCGUGGACAAAAGCCUGGUUGUAUGCCGGCCGCUCCGUGCUCGCCGACGUGCGAGCACGGCAGGGCUUCAUCUCCGCGGCGCAGCUGUCUGCCCUUAAGAGGCGCCGGGAGAGAUACAUUGGUAUUUGGACGGAACACAUACUCGCUCAACGGGGGGGCGCGGCUGUCGAGCUGACUUCCGGCCCUGAGAUCGAACUUGCGCAACUUGAAACGGAACUACCUGUUGAGACGAUCCUGAUAUUUCGGGCGCUUGCGGAGCAGCAGGUGGCGGAGCAGAUGAACGCGCAGCCCGGAGUAGUCGCGCCGAACAGAGUGGGUGGUUUAUUUGCCUCUGUGUCAUCGAUGAUCAGAGAGGGUGCCCGCGCGGGAGCGUCGAUCUUCGGCAUAGGCGGACGUGCUCGGCCUGAUGGAACGUCCAACGAGAGGUGGAGCAGGGACGAAGACGUGGAGCACCUUGCAAGGUACCUCGAGGCGGUCAUUUCGUCGAAGAAAGACCAUGACGGAAGUCGCCCGAAGGCACUGCUGACGCUGGACGCAGAAGUAUCUCGCGUCAACGCAGUGUUCGGGAUGCCUGCACGGAGUGCAUGCGGGCGUCAAGACGCGGGCCGAAGCGCAUUCACAAAGGCAUUUCAGUUCCGCGUGGAGCGAGUCAGUGUAGCGCAAGCCGAAUAUGGGUGCGCAAGAGCCCUUCAUGCAUGCUGUCAAAGCAUUUCAGCACACGGCGCACACGAGAGAAACUGCAUCAUCACGACGUCGAGCGAAUCAGCCGGGCGUUCUGCCCCUGCAUUUUCUUGCACUGCGGGAGCCGGGGAGUGCUCGACUGACUGGGCCCAGUUGAGAACAUGUGGAAAGCUCUUGCGGUUCUGGAACCGUCACGACGAGCGUCGCGAGCCCGCGGCCGCGGCCGGAUCGAGUGAAGCCUCCGAGCCAUCUGAAUGGGACGAUGAGAAGUCACAGAGCCAACGGGAGAUGCCAGAGGCAACGAGCAACACGGUGCAUGUCAGGAUACCUUCCGUAUUUGUUCAUCUGGACGGAGCCAGCAUGCUGCGACUAGCAGUCUUCGCAUCAGCUGCGUCGAAGGGUGUCGAGAGCGAGCAUUCCCUCCAGUCAAUGUGGGCACUGAACCGCAUCAAUUCUGAGAGGGUGCAACUGCUCGAAACAUCGCAACAGUGCGUUGGACGCAUUGGACCAACCGCGACUGAUGUGCGAAUACAAGUCGGCAGCAUGACGGUGGCUUUGGAGGGGGAGCAGCAAGGCAGGGCACUAUCGAUCACGUCAGCACCAGCCCUGAUUGUGGGUGCAAACGAAAUCUCGAUUCACGUUCUACCGGACGUCAACAGGCUUCACGCGGCGGCGCUCUGUCGCAAGCUCGUGGACUCGUCGACGAGCGCUGCGCGCAUCCCGCAGAGCAGCUGGGACAGCACGCGGGACGAAGUGCUCGACCGGCUGAUAUAUGCACGCUCGAUGAUCGAUAUUGGAGAAGUCAGCAUGUCUCUGGGAUAUGCGUCUCCUGUGCGGGACAUUCAACCGUCGGGAUGCGUUCCUGCCCCCUACGAGAUUUCCAGGCGCUUCAAAGUUUUGUCUUUGGACUGCAGCCUGCUGAUUGACUCCCACAGGCUGCGGUACGAUGGACGGCUGCCGAGCUCGCGGAUCAAGCUGCAGACACGCCAGGUGGACUUCGAGUUCGGGAUGAAGUCAGCAAGCCACUUGCUCAAGUUCUACACCUCGUUCGUGCCUUCGCUCAUCGAGAGCCCGCUGCUGAAUGAGCUUCACGCGGACGGUGCGCUUGAUCGUAACGAUGCUGCACCACCUCGGUCGGCGUCAGAGUUCAGCGCGGCUGUGGAGCAUUGCGACCUUUGCUUCAAGUUGACUGAGGGACCUGCCACGCGCACCAUCGCCGUCGGGGUCGAGCGAUUCGACAUUUCGACGUCGAGUUCGGCGUAUGUGGGAUCCAACAUGACGGGAAAAGCAGCUCGGAUCGUCACGAAGCUUUUCGCCCCGCUGGCACGGGAAGGCAAUGACAUGCAGGCUCUGGCCACCAUCCUCAACAGUCAAGUUUGCGAUGUGUCGUUCAUUCACGAGACGCGAGUCGGAAGAAACGGGCCGAGCCAGCUUGCUCAAACCCUUGGGCUCACCAUUCGAUCGGCUGAGGCCUUUACAAGUCCAGCAGUGCCAGCAAGCUGUCUCAUGCGCCUCCAUCCGUCAGAACGGUGCGACGAGGAGCGCUGCGUGCACGUCAUGUCAACGGCAAGGCACGGGCAGGCGUUUGGCGGCACCGUGGCGCACAUCGACGUCGACAUCGGACGUAUUGAUAUAGGAUCUCUGAGCUUGCUCACGACAGCGCGCUUCCUCUCUGAUGCCCUACCGGCACUCGUCGACGACAUCGCAUGGCCGGAUGUCCGCGACUCUGUGCGAGUUAGCAAACAGCUCCAGGCGGCACUGGAUGGUGCGAGACACAUUCAAGUUCAGCAGGACAAGGCAGCACUCACCGCAGACUGCGACACGUCAAGCAGCAUUGCAUCAUUGCAUUCCGUGCACAGCUCAAUGUCUUCGGAGGCCGCGGGAGAUGAGGAGGACAUCAUGUUGUGGUCCAUGCAACUCGAAUCCAGCGGUGCACUCCUCUUCCACAUCCUCGCGCAAGAUGGAUCACUGCCGGGCGCUCAGCACGGUCCCAGCUGCUCCCACGGGGCCGCCCCGGCAUGCCCACGCGGAGAAGGCCUUGGCAUCUUCCUCCUGGUUCGCGGCAUCACUGCCCAUGUCCCGGAAGUCGACCCGUACAAAAUUUGCAGACCUCGCGGGGCGGCGUGGCAGAUUGGAUGGCAGCUUCUCACGCUCCGAGGCGUUACAGCCGGGGUUUGCGCGGCUUCGCGCCUUGGUGCCAUGAGUGCACACGCAUCUGCCGACAGAGGAUGGGCUGACGUGGGUGCGAUCGUCUACGAUCAGCCACAGCUGACAGCGAAAUUACACGCGGAACACCAUGCCUUCAACGAGCGUCGUGCUUCACGUCCCCACCUCGGCGUGGUUGAGUUGAGCCUGGACAUUCCUCGGAUAGCAUGCGACCCCCUCGUGCUUGCGUCGGAGGAAGCAAUGACUGCAUUUCUGUGCGAUACGCAACUUCCGGAUUUGCGGCGAGACAUCGACGCUGUCGUUGCCUCCAUGACGGAAGUCAUAAUUCGUGUGGAGGAGGAGGGUGCGAUUGUCACAAAGACAGCUGGAAGCCCCAGGCGAUCGGUGCCGAACUUUCGGCUGCAGCUCCCAGAUUUGCCGAUCGACAUCAGGGCGCAGGUGCUCCUCGAACGAGCGGAGCUGGAACUGUCAACGACCGAUCGAUCCGUGGCGCCUCCUCAGCGCCGAUCGAUGGUGCGUGUCCUGGCUGAAGGCGGGGAGAUCUCCUGCACUGUCCAGACUUCCUGGGAGGUUCUCGUCUUCUUCGGGCUGUCGAAGACGCAGAUCGAGAGGGACCAUCAGGGCGUCGCAAAUGCCUCGCCGGUCGGCGCAGCAGUUGAGGGCGGACAUGGCAGCGACUAUCCAGUGGUCGCACUGUUGACGGAGAGCCCUCCAGUUCCAGAAUCUUCGGCGGCCUCCGGCACUCGUCCUGCUGCACCGAUUUGUGUGCACUCAUCACUUCGAUUUUGCGUCGAUGAUUCGCGGCACGUCGAGCGCCUGAUCACGGCGGUGCACUGCUCGAACAUCUUCGUCCUGUGCUCUUCCCAAUCUAUUGCUGUGGCUGAGGCUGUCUCCCAUGAGACUCUGACCUUGUCGCAGCGCUGGCAUGAGCUGACACGCACGAAACGCCGCGUGCAACGCGACACGUCAACGGAUGCCCGCGGUGGCGAACUAUCGGUAAAUUUAUCGGAUCUCCAACAGUAUGGACUGCCGGUCGUACAACUCGAGUGGCGCGCUCCGCGGGUGGAGCUCAUGUUGCACCACGGCGGUAUUGCACCGCUGACGGUCUUCAGGGGUGCGAUUGUGGACACGGUUACAAGAUCGUGGAGGGCAGGCAUGUCGAUUGUCGUCCAAGAUACCACGACGUGCCUGCGGGCAGACACAGAACUCCAGCGCUUCGACUUCGAGUCGACUCUAAGUGGCGUCGUUGUGGAUGUUUGGCACGGAUGUCAGGCGUGUGGGGACGAUGCCGAGCGAGUUUGCGACUGGAGGGGCGGGGACCUCUCUGUGCGAGUUGAACGAACAAAGAACUCGAUGAUCGUCGCCUCCAAAGUUGUCGGGUCUGCCAAGAGGUGCGCAUUCGUGUGCAGUCUGCGGGCCUGCAGCACGAUAACGUCAAUUUUGAAUGACGCUGUGCACAUCACUGCACGGCAAGGGGUGUGUCAAGAGCCCAUGAGACGUCAGGCUUUCAUCUCAGUUGAAAAGCGUCAAAAUCCCUCUCAAGACAUGCGAGACACCUGGAUUGGCCGUUCAGUGCCCGUAAUCGGCAUUCCCUUUACGCUUGAUGCCGACUGGUACUUGGAGACGGUGUCGUUCUGUGGUGUGCGCCAAGCCGGUUCGAUCGACGAUCGGUCGCCUCCGCUAUUGACUGCGUCAACGAAGGCGGAGGGAUCCAUCAACGUCGCCAGCGGCGACGUGAGGCAAGAGGAUUGGCAGGUGCACGCAAAAGCCAGUUGGACUUCCAGCUUGUCUUGUGCGAGUCAGGAUCAAGUCGUCACGAACGUCAUAUCGGGCAUCACCAUGAGCACAGUGAUUGACGCCCGCGGGAUGCACGGCCUGCCGGUGGAUGCGAUGAAUGUCGUACUGUCGGUGAGAUCGAGCGACGGCUCCGUUCGGGCGCUCGUCACGCUUUCGCCGCGGCUGACAGAUGCGGCAAACUGGGCCCAGGAAGUGGCAGCCCUGUUCAGCACCCAUGCUAUGCGGGCUGUGCUGUUUUUGAGGGACGAUGUGCGCGCGUGCGACAAGACGGAGUCGCCGCUGUCGCCCGCAAGGGCAGAAACGAAAGGCGCACCAUUUUGCAUUCUGGAGUCUCGUCUUCAGGAGCCGGUCGUCGCGAGUCUCACUUGCGACGGGAGCGAGCUGUGGAGUGGAGUUGCGCCUGCCGGGCGGGCGUUGCCCCUCGUAUGGGAUGCGGCUGGUGCGACGACCGCGGGCGGCCUUCCACGUGUCACUUCGGAAGUACACAUAUCUGUGUUCGAGUUGCAAGAUGCUUCGGAAUUCAACACCCGAGACCGCGAGAGCAUGAUCUGUGGUGCAUGUAUCGGAAGGGCUGCCGCGACGUCAGCGCGCGGAAGCAACUGGAAACUGCGGGCUGCAAAUGCAGCAGAUUCUCUCGUCCUGUUCCAAGUAUGCAGCGCGCCCGGUGAGGCGUUGCGCAUUGCGGUCUACCCAAGAAUCGUGGUGACUUCCCAUCUGCAGCACCAUCUGCUGCAGAUAGACUUCGCUGAGCCUCAAGACAGGGCGCCCAGUCACGAGACAAGGCAUGUUCUGCACAGCGGGUCGCAGUUGUGUGUCAACAGUCGGGUUGCACGCGCGGUGCUUUCUGCACAGAGCCUACAUCUACGCGUAUGUGCUGCAAGCUGCACAAGGCGGGCCCUCAGAUCCUCCUGUCAGGGGUCUGAUGUACGGAUUGACGUGUCUGAUGCUCUUUCUGAGACGGCGCUCCCGCCACGCUCGCACGGGCAGCGGACGUCGUGGCGCUUGAUCGAGCUUGAACGGCCGGACGACGGACUUGAUGGCUAUUCUGGCGCGGACGAUAAGCUGCCAGUUCACGUGGCAUACAGCAGGGACUCUCUUGGCGUUCUUGGCGUCGAAUUCUUGGCGCCCUUGGUGUCAUUCAGCUGGUUCCCGUUCGACUUGAGGCUAGCAAUAUCCGGCCCGGCGGCGGUGACACAUCUGAUUCUGCGUUCAGCGACGGCUUGCGGAUCCUCGAUCGAACCUGCGAUCGACUACCACCGUUUCUCCGCAUCACUUGGGUCAGACCCCUCAACUUGGCGCGUGAGCGUUGAGUCGCAAUCUGCACUGGACGCGCAAGCGGUGUCGUCGUGGGCUCGGCUGCAGAAAACUUCAGAGAACGACUUCAGCGCACAGCUAAAGUUGGAGUGGCUGAAUCGGCAGCUUGUCGCACGCUUGGAAGUGUCAUUGCCGCCGCACGGCGCACCGAUUGUGCGAAUCCUUCCCUCGUCGGUCAUCUUCAACAUGAGCGGGUCCAGCGUUGAGGCCAUAUCCUCGGAUCGGUAUCCUGCACACGACCAACCUGGAUUUAUCAUUCAAGCCAACGCGAGUUGCUUCCCCACAGUCCAAGGAGGCCUCUACUUGCGCGGUGCGGGUCAGGAGCGCUGGAACGGGCCAAUCAAGCUAGGCAGCUGUCGUGGAAGCCUGCCGUUCUUGUCCACCACGGGGCCAUUGCAGGCGGCAUGCCACGAGGUGGCUUACGGGACUCCGUCAUUGACGAUCCGAGGCUCGCCGGCUCAGGCUUGCGACCUCGUCGUGAGCAAUGCGACUUUGCAGCAGCUCGUCGUGCGACAACAGGGCAACGGAGCAACAUGCUCACAUCAGGAGCUCGCACUUGCUCCCGGCGCAUGCGCGGGCGUGCAGUGGUGCGCGGACAGGACAUGCCCGACGCAGCUCACCUUGUCGCCACCACAAGUCAGCGAUCGCCAUGGUAGUGUCAUGCUGGAUCUGAGCCCAAUCUUGCAGCCCUCGUCGUUCUCCCUUCGUUCCGCGAGGAAGCGCAAGCUUUCCUGCGUCCCUGUUUCGGGGGGUAGCAGAUCGCUGAUGCGGUGGGCUCUCGGCUACAGCUUCAAGGAGCCGUGUGGACUUGUCGCGCACACUUGCGUGCAGAACGGGACGUUGCACGUCACGAUCAGCGACCAUUCCAACCCCCCAGCAAGCAACUGGAACAGCGAUCUCGGCUCGGCAGGAUCCCAGGCCCAGCUGCAGAGAAAUGCCUCAAUGACCAGCAAGGUGGACUUCCGAUUUUCAAUACCACAUCUAGUCUUCAAUGUUCAAGACUUCGAUGGCGGGCACGUCGCUGAUGUUGACAUGGCGGGGCUGCGAUUUGAAACCAGGGGCGUCAUACCGCACCAUGCCGACAGCCGUGGGGUGGUUGUGGACUUCGAGGCCUUCUUGCUUCGUCUCAGGAUCUCGGGCGACAAACGUCCGUCUGCAGAGGCGGUCUUACAGUGGCCGGCACGGUGGCGCCCACCCUGUCUCCUCCCGACGAGGCGGAUUGCAAAGGUCGAGCCGGCCCUGCGAUCCAGUGUCAGAUUCGUCCUCUGUCCGCUGGAUGUUUCAAGGAUUGACGUUCCGAACGUUUCGGUCUCCUUCGGCCCGCUUUCUUUGUGCCCCGACGUCCACCUGGUGCGAAUGGCGACCGAGACGUUGAGGUCGGUCCGACAGACCCAGGAAUCGCUAGUUCAUGCAACUCCAUCACCUCCUCAAUUGACGGCGCUGGCGUUCAAAGCGAGACGCUCUCAAGGGCUUCACGUGAGGAUGAUGGACGUGCGAGUCGCACCGCUGCACGUUCUCGUCGGCGUGCAAACACGGGGAGGCAGGGCACACAACGACCUUGCUCAUGCAGCGUGCAGCUUGUCGAUUCGCCCGGUCAUGGGCCUUCCGCUGGGUCUCAAACUGACCGAUGCGUACAUUAUGCCAGAGGACGUCAUGGACGCGCUUCUUCCACAAGUCAUGCUGCAGGCGCGAAUGACGUUGCUGUGUAUCCUGGACACAGCAGCGACGUCUGCACUGCCCACGUCAGCGACAGCGUUGUGUUGGCCUGCAAGCAAUGCAGUGGCAUCCUUGCUGCUCGCCUUCGGGGUGGCAGCGUGCGCUGACGCGCAGCAUUUCCAGCAGGAUAUCCACCGACUGAAGCUUGUAGUGUCUCGAGGAGCGUGCGAUGUUGCGUGGGCUCUUUUGAACGUGAUGCGCACAUCGUCAUUCAGUGCGGCACGAUGGAUGAGGGCGUUGCCAGGACUGCACACGCCGAAAGGGCACAUGUACGAUGUGUUCUCCUACCUCGGCAGGCGGUGCAGUGAUCUGCAAGGCCUCGCCGUUGAGUCUCAGGAUCAAGAUGACGUGUAA